AUGUUUGCUGAGACUGAUUUUGGUAAUCCUAUGCAAAAUGUCCCGGCACGACGUUUAACUCGUGUCCGGCAACAUCAGGCUCAAAAAGGUGCCAAGCACUCGAAUUUACUGAUUAAGUCAAACCGAAGAAUCGAAUCGAUUAACGACAUCUCAUUCAGAAAUCCCAUAACGAAGGAAGUCAUAACCCGUUACAUAACUGACAUCAAGAACGCCGACGUCUUCUACACGGAUUCCAAUGGACGUCAGAUGAUGAGACGACAGAAGAAAUUCAACCCCUCGUACAAAUAUGUGGACUCGGAACCGGUUUCUGGUAAUUAUUAUCCAGUAACUAAUAGGGUGUUCAUAAAGGAUGACAAGCUUCAGUUGACUGUGCUGACGGAUCGAGCUGAGGGUGCCACGGCGGUCGACGGGGGGCUGGAACUCAUGCUACAUCGACGCUGCUUCGCCGAUGAUCAUUGGGGAGUUGAUGAGGCCCUUGAUGAGCCGGGUGAUGGCAAUGGUCUCGUUGCUCGUGGAACUCAUUACGUACUACUCGGCAACCCGAAGACGGCAGCCGCUAUUCAUCGACCAUUAGCUGUCGACAUUUUCCACAGUCCUCAGUUAACAUUUGCUCCAGUGAAAAAUGCUACUGGUUAUGCUGAACGCUAUCGUAUGAAGGUAUGUAUUAGCGAAAUGAUCGUCAACGAUGGCGGCGUACAGCCGUGUACUCGUCAGAACCGUUCAGUAGUGAAAAUGUCAACGGCAUUCGCUACUUGA
Messenger RNA from Ostertagia ostertagi, 756 nucleotides. NCBI's taxonomy places the organism in Eukaryota, Metazoa, Nematoda, Chromadorea, Rhabditida, Trichostrongylidae. The record is from the annotation of a GenBank genome assembly.